GGAAAAAAAGUCUAAACUGUGCAAUAAAACCCAAUUAAAAUUAAUUAAAAUUUAAUUCACAGAAAUUUAAAAAGGCAAGCAUAUAUAAAUUCAAAUACAUAUAACAAAACCGUAACAACAAUAAUAAUAAACAUAAAACCUUUAAAAUGUCAUUACAUUUAAAUAAAUUAAGGCAGCAGCAGAGGCAACAACAAAUCCAAGGAAAUUGUUGUUUUACAACAUUACCACAUCAAAAUAACAACAACAAAAAUAGCUACUCUAAAGAAGUGUGAAAAAUUAAUAAUAAAAAAAUAUCAUAUUAACAACAACAACAAAAGCACAAAGUAUAACAAAGCAGAAGUGAAGAAGAAGAAGCAAUAGCAAUAAAACGUGAAAAAUAUAUUUAAGAAAGCAAAAACACAAUAACAACAAAAACAACAACCACAAAGCGGCAAAAAAUGCGAAAUCAUUAUCAUCAUCAUCACCACCACAAACAUCAUCACCAGCAACCGCAUUAUCAAGAGAACAGCAGCAAUCGCACAAUUGCAAAUACAAUUAACAACAACAAUCACAAUCACAACAACAGCACUAGUAGUGGUAGCAAUCAUCAAAAUACUAGCAGCCACAAUUCCACUAAUCGUUAUCAAUUUGGUUUACAUCCGGUCAUGGCGGCCGCCACCACAGCUACCACAAAUCUGGCCGGCACCAAUUCAACGCCCUCUCUUAACAACACUAACAACAUGAACAACAACAAUAGCAACAUCAGCAACAAUACUAGUGCUGGUGUUGUUGGUGGUGUCUCCACAGAGUGUCCUUCACUUGCCAAUAAAACAUCAUCACAACAAAGUAACUCUCCAACUACCACAACAACAACCUCCGCUUCAUCAGCUGCGGUAACAGGCUCAACAACAAUGGCCAACAACACCAGUAAUAAUAAUAAUAAUAACAAUAACAACAAUGUAAAUUUAGUUAAUCCCGCGGAUAAUGAAAAUAUCGAUAUAAUUAAUAAUAACAAUAAAAACAACAAUGUCACAAAUACCAACAUAAAUUUAAAUACAAAUAAUAAUAAUAACAGCAAUAACAACAACAACAACGGAAACGGCAAUAAUGAAUGUCGAAAAUUAUUGAAUAAAUCCUUUAAGGAUAGUCUGAAUUUUAAUGAAUUAACCCAACAUCGGAGUAGCAGUAGCAGCAGUAAGCGAUUAUCCCCCAGCACCGAAUCGAGUAAUAUGAGUUUUUCUUCAGCCUCGGUGGCCGGUUCAAUACAGGAUGACAUUGGCGAUCCAUGCGGCUUGACCAAGGCCGGCCUAGAAGAAUACACCAUGCGUUCAAAUUCGUUCUAUGACAAUCCCGUUUUGUAUCAUCAUCAAAAACAAUCAUCCUACGCCCAGUCGGAAGGUUAUCACAGUUAUGUGUCCAGUUCCGAUUCAACAUCGGCCACACCAAUGUUGGAUAGAUUACGUCAGGAAAGCGAUUUACUAUCACGUCAAGCAUCACAUAAUUGGUCACAAAACGAUCUGUCAUCUUUGGCGUCCACUUCGGUGGCAGCAUCUCCCACCUCACUUAUGUCUCGUGAUCGUGAUUUAAGUGAGUUGAGUGUGUCCAGCAUUACACAACAACAACAACAACUACAGCAUAACAAUAGUUCCGAAAGUACUUCCUCUACAGAGACCUUGAAAUGGCUGGGUUCGAUGAGUGAUGUCUCCGAAGUAAGCCAUGCCACAGGAUUUUCGGCAAUAUCGGAAUCUGUUUCCACUUCCCAAUUGAUUGUCCAUAGUUCCAGGGUCUUGACACCCAAACGCCAUCAAAGUGAAAGUGUGUUGCUGGGCAACGAGGAUCAACCUGGACGAUCGCCCACCUCAUCAGCCCAACAAAACACUUCCCAACUUAUGACACAUGCUCAAAAUUCUUCUGCUUCACAGUUGGUGCCGAAUCAUCGUCACAGUCCCAGCUAUCCGCCAGUUCAUCAGACAUCACACACCAUGUAUCGCCAUCACAAUCACAGCAGCCAUUUGGCCACCACUAAUGAACUGAGCAGUAAAUCCCAGCUAAAUGAGAAAACCUCAUCACAAACAAAUAUUUCCGUUAGUAUAACAAACAGUGAGGCUGUGGUCACUAUAUCACCUCAUCCACCGCCGGUUCCAGCACCUAAACCAUCUGCAUCACAGACUAGUGAGCCGCCUUCCCAGGCCAAUUCUCCCGGACGAUUGGCCAAUUCGACAAGUUCCUUAAACAUGGCUGGGGUACAACACAAAUCUCCUGUAUCAGCUUCAAUGGAUUCGUUGGCGGACAUUAAAUCCCAGCCAUAUCGCAACAAUCAUCGUCUCUUCCCCGUUAGCACCUAUACCGAACCGGUCCAUAGUAAUACCUCGCAUUUUGUACAUCAUCCUAAGCCUCAGUAUAGCACAGGGUUACAGAAACCACAAAAAUCUUUGGCCCAGCAGCAGCAACAACAUUCACCCUCAGGAAAUGGUAGUCUUAGCAAUCUUAGCCAAACAUCAAAACUGGGUUCUCCGGCCACAACUUAUCCACAGCCGAGUUGGCAGUCGGUGGCCACCUUAAUCAAUGACUUUGAAAGAUCAGCCGAUCCCCAGCAACAACAGCAUCAGCAGCCACAAAAAUACACCUAUUUAGAUCCCAACAAGACCCAUCGGGUUCCCAAUCCUGCUCUCAAGGCUUUUCAGAAAAAUGCCGUGCAGUCCUAUUUCGAAAGACAGCAGCAACAACAACAACAGCAAAAUCAACUUCAACAACAUCAAUCCAUGGAAAGUCUACAACACUCACCCAAAUCUUUUUCAUCAAGACCUGGAGGAUCACCGCAGCACCUCAGCCACACCGACAGUAAUGGUCAAGUGGCCACUGUAUUGCUGAGAAACUCCUUGCCCAGCAAUUAUAACUCCCCUCCCCUGCAAAGACCUUUGUCCGAGGAUAAAAAUGCCUUUAGUUCCCGGAAUCUAACGAAUUUAUCACCAUCAAACAAACCACCUUCGCCAGCUCCUCCACCACCACCGCCCAGAUCGCGGUCUAUGAUGCCCACACUGCUUAGGCGUUCAUCUUCAGCCUCCGACUACUCCGAGUUAAGAGAUCAAUUUAUAUCUGCUUCCCAGGACAAAUUACAAUCGCAAUCUAUUAAAAACAUAUCCAGUUCGGAAAAGUUCUCUUUCAAUGACUGUGGCAUGCCACCACCUCCUCCACCGCCCAGGGGUCGUGCCUCUAUGUCAGGCCGUAGGACAUCCUCGGCCUCCGAUUAUGCUGGCAUACGCGAUAAGGUAUUGCUGCAACAAGCUGCUGCCCUUACCCAUCAACAGCUACAUCCUCAUCAGCAUCAGAAUGUCAACUAUCAUCCCCUUCCACAUGGCCAUCAUCAUCCUGCUCCUCCACCGCCUCAAAUGGCUUAUUUGCCGGGUGGUAAUGUACCACCUCCAGUACCACCGCCUGUGCAAGAUGGCUGGGUACCAGAGAGGCCACCCAAAAAUCCCAAUUUACGAGUUCCUUCCCCUGACUUGCCACCACCACCGCCAGGUUUGGAUAGUGAAACCAGUCUCUCCGAUGAACCCUUGCCUCCACCACCACCAGAAAUUCUGCAACGCCAACCCCUGAACGAACUGAAUCAAGAGUUAAUGACCAAACCUCCCUCGCCGAAUCGUCGCAACAGUUUUGCCGGUGGUUCGACCAGAAAAUCUGGAAAUUUCUUUCAACGUACCGCAUCAAAUGAAUCGGUUAUCACAAAAGGACCACCACCAUUGGUUCCCAGGAAGCCAGCCAGUAUUGAAUUGGUCCAGGUAUCCAGACCCUCGCCAGCAACACUCAACAAGUUACAACCUGAAUUAUUGCGGGCCACAACCAUUUCAUCUUCGACCCGUAAAAGACCACAUAAUUUAGCCUCCAGUUCCUCCUCGUCUUCGUCCUCGUCCAUAACAGCCAUACAAGAGAAUGUUGCCAUAACCCAAACGCGGCAUUCGCCCAUUGGUGCUACAAUGAAAUCCUCACCGCCACCACCGCCUCUAAUGCCACGAAUGUCAACAACAACGACGACAAACGAUAGCCAUCAACAACAACAGCAGCCGCUGCCUCAGCCACAGCCUCAAAUGGUGGCAACAAAUGUCGCUAAUUCGAAAUCAAGAUGUAAUUCCAAAGCAUCAUAUUUACCACGACAAAGCUUGGAAAAACAAGCCAGUUCGGAUCCAGAUCAUGGCAGCUAUAAGCUUACACUUCAUUCAAAUGAAGAUUUGGUGGGUGGUAACACCACCACCGCAACCCCUAACACAAAAUCCACAUACGAUAUUAUGGCACAAACACAGACACAAACAACAAAACUGCCUAGCAAUUUGCCCGACGUAUUGCCACUGAAUGCCAAAUUGCAGCCAUCCGCAGCCGAUUCCUCAAUAUUGAGAUCACAAACCUCACUACGUUACGGAUCAAAUAAUAACAUAGCUUCAACGCAACAGCAAUUAUCACCUACCACACAAAAUCAUGGGCCACAAUCAAUGAACAGCAACAACAAUAGCUGUUAUCCGGCAUAUCCGCCAUCACAACAACGUUAUUCUACUCCCGUAUUGAGUUCAUUCAAUUUGAACAACAAUUUUAAUCGAUCUCAAUCAUAUGAUACCAACCAGACAUCAGCGGUACAGAGUCCCACCAAAUAUAUGACCCAGUCUUCGUUGGACCUGAAGAAGUCUACACUUAUGGCCACAACCAUUGAGGAACAUCCCAAUGUCAAUGCCAGCAGUAUGUUGGAAAGCACAAGUCUCAAGGAUAAUCAAAAUUCAUCACUCUCAUCGUUGAGCUCUCUGUCGGAGAGUUGUGCCAGUCAUGAAGAGAGAUUGAAUAGCAGCACUAGCGGCAUAAGUAACACCAGCUUGAAUAACAGUAAUCAUCUUCAACAUCAUCAUCACCAUGAAUCAUCGGCAUCAUCAUCCUGCUCUUCGUCGGCCUCUUUGUUCAGAGCGGAAUUGGUCAAUACCACGUUAAAUGGCAAUGCCACACAGAACAACAACAAUAACAAAAAGGCGGUGAUACGCCAAGAAUCUUUGAGGGAAAACAUUGAAAAGAUUAGUCAAUUGCAAUCACAGCUGAUGUCAGCUCAUAAUACCGAUAAUAAUAACAGCCUUCUGGGUCAUGGCUAUACAUCCUCGCUGUCGCCUCACAUUAACUCCAAUCGAAGUGCUCAGGCCAAUGUGAUUGAUAUACCAAAAACUUUGGAACUAAAUGCCUCGCAAAUAAUGGAGGAUAAAACUCGCAUAGCUACAACAACAACACCCUCAGGUUCACCUCCACCACCACCAGCACCAUUGCCAGAAGAGGAAUCGGAGAGUAAAUCGAAUGAAACCUGCAAAGAAGAACAAGAAAAUGAAAUUGAACAAGAAAAGGCCAUGAAGGAAAGUAAAAAUAAAUCGGAAGCCACCGCCGAACACAUACUCUCCCAGUUGGAUUCCAGCACAGAUAGCCUAAAGCUGGUGCAACGUAGCGAAAUCAUUCUGAGAGUUAAUCCUAAUACUGUUGAAACUGCCUCACAAACCGAUGAUAUUACCGACAGUGAAUUGAAAUCCCUCACCGACAUGAACAACAGCAGGGAGAGUAGUGAAACUGGAAAUCGCACAACAACUCUGCAACCUCGCCAACGCCUGCCCAUUGAAGAUGAAUGUGAAAAGUUAUCCAAAGAAUUGGCCACAUUGUUGCCCACAAAUGAUGCGCUCAUACAACUGUUAUGUCCACCCGGCACCAAGACUUGUCAGGACUAUGUCAGCAAUCUGUAUAAUCCCAAUGUACGCCAAAGACCCAGUAAACGUGAUGUGGGUACCUCGACCUUAACGCGUCAACAACAUCAUCAUGCCAAGAAGGAUAAAGAUGAGGACAAGUUGACUGUGGAAUUAAAAUUGACAGAAAUUGAAAUAGCUCCCGAUAGCUGUGAUAUCCUUAAGAAUAAAGUGGAUGAAUUAAUUAAAUACCUAGGCAAUAAAGUGAGAAUCUUAAGUAAAGAACAAGCUGCCAUCGACGAAGAAUCCGCCGCCAAUGAUGAUCUGGGCAAUAGUUUGCUCAAUCAAUUGGGUGAUAAAGUACGACCCAUUGAAGAAUCGAAAUGUCGUACAUACAUAUCGGAUAUUGGCCAUAUUACCGGUCUGUUGUUAUCUCUGUCGGAACGUUUGGCCCGUGCCGAAAAUCAACUAACAGCUGUGGGUGAUAAUACUACGGAAAGGAAAUCUUUGGAAAACAAACGUGAUCGCCUUUUGGAACAACUAACCGAAGCCAAGCGCCUUAAGGCCGACAUUGAUCGCCGUGGGGUUAGUGUCAAAACUUUACUGGAAAAGAAUUUAACUACAGAUGAAUAUGCCGAUUUUGAUUAUUUUAUUAAUAUGAAAGCCAAACUUAUUACCGAUUCAAGAGAUAUUGCCGAUAAAAUUAAAAUGGGAGAGGAAAUCAUUGCUGCUCUCAGUGAUACUUUAAUACAAAGUGAUUGUUAAAACAAAAGCACACCAAGAGAGGGAGAGAAACAAAAAAAAAUUAUGUUAAGAACGAAAAAAUAAAACAGAAUUAAGUACAUAGAGUGGAAUACAUUUUAAUAAAAAAAAACAGCGAAUUCUAUGAAAACAGAAGGGACAGCAAAGGAAGCAUCCAGCUGUUUAAGUGACAAAUCCUUUUGCAUUGAAUUUGUUAUAAUAAAAAAGAUUUCCGUACUUUCAUUUUCAUGUAUUGAGAGUAUAAAGAGAGAUUUUUCAAUUAAGGAGAAAUAACUGAGAUGAGAAACAACGCACAGUUUAUGUACUUAUUUCUUAAACACUAAGGUGCUUUUUUCCUAAAUAAAACUAAAAUUAUGAACAUUUUUUAUGGAAUAUAUUUUCAUAAAUUAUUCAUAGUCUGGAAAUUAUCAAGAAAAUUCGAUUUUCUUUUAAAUUACAAUUAUUUUUUGAAGGAUUUUUCCAAUGCCUUCCAAUGUUAGACCCUCUACAGAUUUCUACAGAAACAUCCGCAAACUUUAAUUGUGUUUAUGUUUAUAUAAUAUGAAGUGGAAUAGUUUUUUCUUCAUAGAAAUAAAAGUUUAAAAUUUAUUUGUAAUUCUAUAAAAAUGAAAUCUCUUUUACUUUGGAACUCAAUGCUAAAAAAAAAAAUAUUAUCUCCUACAAGAAACUACAUUUUUGUAUAAACUCUUUAUCUGUAAAAUUAUGAUUUAACUGUAAUUUUGUUAAUUCCUUUCUUUGUUUCGGCAAUGCUUUUGUAAUUUAAAAUAUGAUUUUAUAUAUGUAAAAGCAUUGCAUCUUGCAUUUUUCUUUUACAAAACGACAAGAACAAAACACAAAACUAAAACAAUUCCUUAAACCAAUGAUAAACUCUAAAUACUAUACAAAAAUAAAUCUUUUUAGUUCCCUUGGCAAACAACAAAAAUGAAUCUUUUCGUUAUGUCAAAGAAAAGUGAAUCUAUUAAAAUGAAAAUAUAAUUUUUGAACUUCGUUGUGUUAUAUAUCGUAUAUUUUUCAUUUUUUAUAUAUGCUUUCUUUAAUUUAUAUUAAGUUACUUAUCUCCCACUUAUUAUUAUUUUAUGUAUAAUUUCUUUAGGUUAUUAUUCACAGUAUACACAUUUCUUUGUUUUUUGCAUUAACUAUAUGUUUAUUAUUUCUUAUUUUAUAAAUACAAAAUUUAUCUAUGUAUAUGCAAUUAAUACAAUAUAUCUAAUACAUAAAUGUUUUUUAGCAAACAAACACCUAUAGUUUGUUAUACGGCAUUGUAAUUAUAAAACCAAUUUAAAAUAAUAUUAUUAUAAUUUCAUAUUAAAUUAAAAAGUAUAUUAAUAAUAAUAAUAAUAAAUAUUUUUCUUUACGUAUGAAUGUAGUUACAUUAUAUAAAACACAAAACAAAUAAAUAAAAAUCAAUUGAA
Messenger RNA from Musca domestica (house fly), 7849 nucleotides. RefSeq names its product protein Shroom. Bases 438 to 6440 code for a protein of 2000 amino acids. Gene Ontology annotation, molecular function: actin filament binding. Lineage: Eukaryota; Metazoa; Arthropoda; Insecta; Diptera; Muscidae. The transcript is spliced from 7 exons. The record is from RefSeq and is a predicted model, not a curated record. Gene Ontology annotation, cellular component: apical junction complex; adherens junction; apical plasma membrane. Gene Ontology annotation, biological process: actin filament organization.